This is a messenger RNA of Pomacea canaliculata, 2816 nucleotides long. Its product is annotated as zinc finger CCHC domain-containing protein 7-like. The transcript has 9 exons. The coding region runs from base 379 to 2706 and encodes 775 amino acids. The record is from RefSeq and is a predicted model, not a curated record. NCBI's taxonomy places the organism in Eukaryota, Metazoa, Mollusca, Gastropoda, Architaenioglossa, Ampullariidae. Gene Ontology annotation, molecular function: zinc ion binding; nucleic acid binding.
UUUAUAGUCCGGCUACACUAUCUUAAUAAUUAAAAUAAUACAUUGUGCUGGCUAAUGACCACAGGUUAUUUUGACUUCUAGACUGAAAUUUAUCAAAAGAAAAAUGAAAUUUUUGCCCUCAGGGACCUUUCACAAAGAUAGGAUUACGAAUUAACCGCAACCACGUGACCAGCGACAUUUUGCGUUAUCGAUAAGGGGACAACACUCCACUUGCAGCUCGAUAUGUGAUGUAGUAGUUAAGGUCCUUGAUAGUGACCAUUGCGGUGCGCUAGCAAACGCAUUGUGCGUUGAAAUAAUUUACCUAUCUUUCAUUUAUUUAUGGCUUUAUGAUCAAUUUUCAGGAAACUUGAAAGAAUUUUUGUUAAUCACCAGUCAACCAUGCGUUGGGAAACUGCAGAGGAAACAGAGAGUUCAGAUGAUAAUGGUUCUAGUGAGAAUGAAGAUGAGGUUGAUAAAGAUCUGGAGGCAUAUUUGUACAGUCUUGUGCAUCAUGAAAUAGACUUGCAAAGCUACAGCUUGGUAGCUUCCCAACUUCCUUUUGAAAGCACCGCUCAUAUUUGUUCAUCUCCUGGAAACUACGAAGUUUCUGUGAAAGUUGUCAGUGGAGACCAGCAGAAAAGUAAGAUCAACAACAGCAUCUGCGCUGAGUCCAGAGAUGUUGAAGGGGCAUCUGAAGGAAGUGGUGCACAUAUCGCACAUAAUUUCUCGACACAACAAAGUGCUGCUUCCUCAGGAAAACUAUUAUCUGAUGGGCUGAACAUUUUACCCAGUUGUAAAAAUCAAAGUACCACCAGUGAAAGCUCAUCAGGGAAGCAAGUGAUCAAGGCAAAUCUGUCACAAAAAGAUAGGCACUCAGAUAGAAGCAACAUUAGUAAUGUUUCAUCACGGAAGAAAAGCAAGCUUCAUGAAUACAUUUCAAGCUCAAAUUCAGAUUCUGAAGGUAAUCUUCAAAAGGGUAAACAGAAAGCUGCUAAGGUACAAUCUGGCGUUGGAGUCACAUUUGACGUGGAAACAGAAUUAGGCAUUAAAAACCCUCAUCAGGAAAAGAGGGAGACAAGAAUUACCAGUCACAAAACAGGAAGCAGAAACGCUCUGCCAUCCAUCAUCAAAAUCAGCAGUAGCAGCUCUGAUUCUGACAGCUGCACAAAGAUUCAGGAUCUUGCCCCUUGGUUACAAGUUCAGCAAGAAAGCAAAAUGGGCUGUCUAGAAUCAAAUAACAAGAAGCCCAGAACUGAAGUAGUGAUCAUUGAAUCAGAUAACAGUGAUUCAGAAAGCUUUGACUGUUGUAGCAGAACACCCAUCUGCUCAAAGAUGCCUAAGAAACACAACACACCAGCUUUGUCUGAGACAAGUAUCAUAUUGUUGUCUGAAUCCAGUGAGAGUGAUGAUUCCUCCACGUCAAGUUCUAGCAAAAGCAGUGUAUGUGAUACAAAACUCGAUUUUCAAUGGAACGUUGAUGCUGCUGAUCAUAAUUAUAUUCAGACAGUAGAAGAAGAGAACUGCAGGCAGAAAACAGAAAUACAAGUAGAUCAGUUGAAAUGGAAAAUUAAUGAGGCUGAUGAGUUUGGAAGGGGAAAGGCAUCACGCUACUAUUCCAAGUUCACAGUGCGAUGCCAGAACUGCAAUGAGAUUGGGCAUCUGUCUAAAGUAUGCCCCAAACCAAAGAAGCAGUCAGCCUGUGGUCUGUGUGGCCUGUCUGGUCACAGUAUGUUUCGAUGCCCGAACCGUUUGUGUUACAACUGUGACCAAUCUGGACAUGUCAGUCAGAAAUGCCCUAACUCACGUCGAGACCCAAAUAUGGUGUGCAGACGAUGCCAGAGAAAAGGGCACAUCAAGAGUGCUUGUCCAGAUCAGUGGCGGCAGCAUCACGUUGUAAGCCCAGAUCUUGCGUCUUUGUCCAGGACAAAAAACAAGAGGAACACGAGAGUAUACUGCUGUAAUUGUGCCAGUAAAGGACACUUUGCUUUUGAGUGCAGGGAGGAGCGAAUGGAUAGGUAUUCAUUUGCCCCUUAUCCAUUUGUAUCCAAGUAUGUCCUAGAUGAUGCAAGAUUUCAGAGAGACCAGAAGAAGAUUCAAAAGUUGGUUGACAAGCAGCAGAAUGUUCCUAGAGGAGGCAAGUCUGAAAAACACACCCCUAAAUUAUCAUCCUUAUAUGCUGACACAAAAAGCCCAAAGCAGACACAACCAUGCAGCUCUGGGAACCAUCCUCACCAAAGAAUGGGUGCUGGUCAUGGUGGUGGUUAUGACAGGCCAUCACAGGAAAGCUUGCAUUCGGAAAUGGGCAACAGGCCACAUAACUACCAAGGGCCAAAAACUAAAAGAAAGUGGACAGAGUCUUGCAGCACAGAGGCAUAUUACUAUAAUGAAAGCCCACCAGAGAAAAAGAAAACACCAGUGAAGAACAGAAGAACACAUGUUAGAACUUGGAGACAAGAAGAAAGAUCUACUGACAUUGGUGGCACUGUUGUUACAGGUAACAAACAGUGGGAGAGUGGUCACACUCUUGUGAAAAGCAAACAGUGGGAAAAGUUUCCUCAGGCAAAAGAGCGAGAAGCUGGGAAACUUGUUGCUAAAAAUUCCAAGAAGCAGAUUGAAAGAUGCAGUUCCCAACAGCAAGAGAGGGAAGUCAUUAAGUCAUCCAAUGGUUUCAGAAUUAGUUUUGCCAACAGAAAUUUAAAUCGUAAAUAUUACAACCAGAUCCAGUAGUACAAGUCUCAUAAAGCAGUGCAUUAUAUGUAGUGUUGAGAUCUUCAUAUAAAUACAGGCGGUAAAGUUGUUUUUGGUGUAUCCAGUGGUAAUAAAAGGUCUGCAUAUGU